UCAAAUUGCAUCUACUUAGUAAUUAAAAUACCAAAAAAAAGUAGAAAAAAAAAAAACAAAAAAAAAGGGUAGGGAGUGAAGUAAAAUAUUUUGUGCUUCUUUAUUGAUUAAUUGAUUUCCUCUGUUGUUAAAUAUAUCAACACAGAGCCAUGGCAAAAUUUUCCAAGAAUUCCAUGGUUCUGUGUUUUUGGUUAGCCAUUGUUUUUGUAAUGCUAUCUAGUGCAAGUGCAUCUACUAGGCUUAAGAAAUUUGAUCACCCUACUAAAGGUGAUGGUACUCUUAAUUUCUUGGUUGUUGGUGAUUGGGGAAGGAGGGGUACCAAUAAUCAAUCUCAUGUUGCUCACCAGAUGGCAAAAGUUGGAGAGAAACUAGACAUUGAUUUUGUAUUAUCAACGGGUGACAAUUUCUAUGACAAUGGCUUGACAGGAAUCCAUGAUACAAAUUUUGUAGAGUCAUUUACUAAUAUAUACACAGCAAAGAGCUUACAAAAAAAAUGGUACAGUGUAUUAGGCAACCACGAUUACAGAGGAAAUGUAGAAGCGCAACUCAGUCCUUACCUUAGGAAAAUUGAUAGCAGAUGGAUUUGUUUAAGGUCUUUCGUAGUUAAUGCAGAAAUCGCUGAAAUAUUCAUGGUGGAUACAACUCCAUUUGAGAGUAAAUAUUUCACGGAUCCUAAGGAUCAUACCUAUGAUUGGAGGGGUGUGAUCCCUACAAACGUAUACACUGCUAGCGUAUUGAAAGAACUUGAAAAGGCCCUGAGUGAAUCGACAGCAAAAUGGAAGAUUGUACUAGGCCAUCACGCCAUUAGAAGCAUAGGGCAUCAUGGCGACACUCAGUCACUUGUGGAUCGCCUUCUUCCUAUGCUUAGGGCAUACGAUGUAGACUUUUACAUGAACGGACAUGACCACUGCCUUGAACAUAUUAGCGACACUGAAAGUCCAUUGCAAUUUUUAGUAAGCGGGGCAGGAUCAAAGGCAUGGAGAGGAGACGUGAAUGGUUUAAAUAGAGAAGAUGUACAUUUCUUCCAUGACGGACAAGGUUUCAUGUCUGUCGAGUUGACACCAACAGAGGCAGAGAUCAAAUACUAUGAUGUUUUUGGUACUGUAAGACAUAGGUGGAAUAGAUCCAAGUUGCUUCACUCUGCUAUGUAAAAAAUUUCUAAUUAGUUGUAAGUACUAAGUUAGAUGUAGGAAAAAGAAAUUGUGUUCUUUUUCGUUGAGAUUGGAUUUCACAAAGCCUAAUUUGGUUUUGUGAAAGGAAAUCUUGUACAUUUAGGGAUCGAUGUAUUAGACUCAUUAAUCAUUGAAAUAAACUAUGAAAUUGUUUUA
This is a messenger RNA of Capsicum annuum, 1328 nucleotides long. RefSeq names its product purple acid phosphatase 17. Gene Ontology annotation, molecular function: acid phosphatase activity; ferric iron binding; ferrous iron binding. Lineage: Eukaryota; Viridiplantae; Streptophyta; Magnoliopsida; Solanales; Solanaceae. The transcript is spliced from 6 exons. The coding region runs from base 150 to 1151 and encodes 333 amino acids. The record is from RefSeq and is a predicted model, not a curated record.